UUGUCAAUAGUCUAUUUGACGCAACUCGCACUCCACUAUAGAGGUAUGAGGGCAUGAAGCUAACGCAGAAGGAUAAAAGUAAGAUUAAUUUAACGAUAGGAGUACAAAAAUCUAUUUAGCUGCCAAAAAAAUACCAGGUACGACAUACCAUUGAGAACAUUCGAGUUGUUUUCGUUGAUUUAAUCGCAGUUUGCUCGCGGUCGCAUGUCAUUGAAUGUUGGCUAAGCUACGUUAGUCAGUUGAUCUGUUACGGCAGUUGUUCGCAAAUGUCAAACUGUUUGUUUAUCUUAUAAAUUUCUUCUAUAGCGUCUCAUAACAUGAGAUGACAAUACGAAAAAAAUAAAUAAUUAUGCACUCGUGAAUUUUAGUUGUCCAUUAAAACCUGUCGUUAACUAUUUUGCAAGAUACUCGCUAGUGCAUGUCAACUUGACAUUGCGUUGCUCUUGUCUCAGCCCUAUCAAUACAUGGGAACUAAUUUUUUGUAUGCUAAAUCUUUGUUUUUAAGCUAAUUCAGGGCGCAUUAAAGUGCGCUUCAAAGUCAAAUCUAGAAAUCGUCGAGUCGUGGUUCUAGAAACAAAGAUGUUCCCCUCCGUCCAGCAUCGCCCCGUGUGCACUAUAGGGGCCAGAGCUAUCCGAUUGCAAAGCUUUAACACUUUUAAACAAAAUGGUGAGAUAAAUAGCAAAUCGUGGAGUUUCUCGUGGCUGGGUGAGCGCGUGGGCCUGCUGGUGUCAUGGAUCCAAAAAGCAGGAAGGGGAACGAACAAGCUGGCCUCCGACAAAAAGAAGGAGAGACUAUUGUCUAUAUUAGCCAACCAUUGUAGUUUUGUGACGGGCCAGAGGCUGAGAAGGGCUCUUCAGAUAGGAGAGCUGUACUCAAACCUGUACUCUGAGAGGAGCAGGUGGACACUCGUGAACAACAUAUGGCGGCGACUGCAGAGCAAACACGCCCCCACUGGAAAACUCCUAGCAGCACUGGCUGGGGUCUUCAUGUGGGAAGACGAGAAGAUUGGAGAUGAUGAGCUGAGAAGGUGUGCAUGGGAGCUGCAGGCACUGGAGUCGGUGAGAAGCCAGAAUGUGAAACCAAAGACAGCCGUGCAUGCAGAUCCAAGCUGGGAGGUGGUCGUGGAGAAGAAAAACUUGAGAGUUUGGAGGAGACCCAUCCAGGGUAGCCAUCUUUUUGAAUACAGAGUGUUUGGUUCAUAUACAGACGUCACACCCCGGCAAUUCUUCAAUGUUCAGUUGGACACAGAGUAUAGAAAGAAGUGGGAUGCGCUGGUUAUCAAACUGGACGUGGUGGACAGGGACGUCAACACAGGCACCGAGGUCAUUCACUGGGCGACGCAUUUUCCAUAUCCCAUGUACUCCAGAGACUAUGUCUACGUGCGCCGGUAUCAUGUUGACAUGGAGAACAAAUUAAUGAUCCUAGUUUCCAGAGCUGUCAGACACCCCACUGUGCCAGAAACCCAGGAGUUUGUCCGAGUUCACUCUUACCAGUCCAAGAUGGUCAUCCGCCCACACAGGUCAUUUGACGAGAAUGGCUUUGAUUACCUGCUGACUUACAGCGAUGAUCCCCAGACAGUCUUCCCUCGUUAUUGCGUCAGCUGGAUGGUGUCUAGUGGCAUGCCAGACUUCCUGGAGAAGCUUCACACCGCUGCUCUCAGAGCUAAAAACAUGGACGUCGGUGUCCACGACUACGUCAGCAUCAUAAAACCUACCCAACCCACCCAAGAACGACUAGCUGACAACGCUCACACCGGAGGCCCGAAUCAGAUCUACGCCUAAGCGUCUGGCUACAGCGAUUGAUAUACAGUGGUAAAAUGACCCAGAACAGAGCAUUUUUCACUUAUGGGGUCAUUAAUUGAAGCCACAAAGAAAUCCGAACCGUCUAUUUCCAAAAUUCAUCUAUGCCAUCGACAAGUCCUGUACUAGCUGUCAUACUGAGCGCUUACGUCCCUCAUUUUGUAUGCUGUUAGUUUGCUUCCUCUUUCAGUAGGGUACAUCUACUAAGAUGAGCCAAAAUAAUGUCAUUUAUUAAUUGUAGAUUCUCCUGCUAAAGCAGUUUUUCACUCCGCAUUUACAUCACGAUCAUCAGAAUUGAUCAUGCUGUUGAGAUGUUGAAAAACAACAGGAAAGCAUGCAAGCGCCCCACAAGGUUCAACUACAGGAAGCUGUUUGUGUGCAAAGCCACUUUUUCUUUUUUUUCCACUUUGUGGUUCUUUUUUCCAGUUUAUGCUGUAAUGAACUGCUCUCGGCAGAACCAGAACAAACCAGAUCGUCCUCAUUUACCGUGUGAAUGUUCACUGCCUGUAAAACCCAAACAGCCUUCACAGGAUCACCAAAACUGUGUCUUAUGCAAACCGCAGCAUCCUCACGAUCAGGCUUGGCUUCUUCCUGCGCUCUAGAGGGCUGUUUGAAGUCUAAAACAUCUUUUCUACUCUGAACUCCAGCAAAUGAGGACACUGUGAUUUGAUGUUGUAAUGAAAGUGGAAGGACGGUGCAAAUGUCAGCAUACAAACGCACUGCGAGAAUUUGGGGGUGUUUUUUUGUGAUUGGGAAUCCACUCUGAUGGGAUUGUCUGUGUUCUACAUGUUUAUACUUCAAAAAAAGUCAGACUUGGUUUGAUGCAGAUUACACUGACUAUAUACAACUUGCAGUCUCCAUCCCAUCGUUUGACCUUUAUUUCAUACUAAUAUGUGUCAUAACACACCAGUGAAGUUACAGAUACAGUAGCACGUCAGUGGAAAAAAGUAUGUAAAUCAUCUAAGGUACAUGCACGUUGACUUUUCUUUGUAUCCGUUUCUUGUUUAUGGUCUCUUCAGAGAAACAUUUAAAAUGAAAACGGAUUUUUCAAAUCCCAAGGUCAGAUUUUAAUUGGUGGAUGUGUGCAAAUAUAUAUUCGUUUAUGAUAUCCAGAUGUCCUCUGUUUGAAUGAGGUUGGCACCUGAUAAUGGUAUGACAUUUUUGUUACACGAUUGGUAACUAAACAGGCAUAAAUAAAAAAUAAAUUGUUGCACUUCAAAUGCGACUGGUCUCAAAGACGCACUGUUGCGUUAGUUGAUUAUGACAUCCAUAUAAUCAACAAUGUGAGUUUCUGUUUUGAAUAUCUGCUCUUUAUGGAAGGUGCAAGUAAAGUCCUGCUUACUUUUGUUCCAUAUGAAAUUAAUUUCUCUUUUUUUUUUUUUCCUUUGUCCUCAUUUCUUUCAUUUAGUCAGAAUACUUGUCGCACCAUUUUGUUAAGGUUCAUGAAAAGACGUGGCCUAAAUGUAUUUGUGUAAGUUUGGCACCUAGAUAGCACUGCCCUGUUUACAUCCCAGUACUUUUUUUGUUAAAAAGAAAAAUGUUUUAAGGCUAUAGCGAUCAUGGUUUUCUAUGAUUUUGUUUCAUGUUUAAAAUUGUUCACAGUGGUCAGUCAAAGGGUAUUUAGAAAGCUCUUGUUAUUAAGGAAUAUUCUAGGUUAUAGAUGUUAUGAUCUACUGACAACAUUUGUGGCAUGUUGUCGAUUACCACAGAUAGUUUUGAUUUGGACCUCAGUUGGAUAAAAAAAAGUUGUUUAUUUUUAUGAACUGAGGUCCAGGUUGAAAUUACGUAGUCUGCUAACAGCAUACCUACAUAUUUUUUUUUUUUUUGCUGCUUAAUGCAUACAAAUACAAAUAUCCCACUGUCAUAUACUGUUCCGUUUCACAAAAAUAAGUGUUAAUUUAUUCCCAGUCAGUUUACAUGUGGUUGUUGAGCACAUUCAGUGUUUUCUGUCAUUUCAUCUAAACAUCACAUUGAAAUGUCAGAUAUUCACUAAUAUACUCAAAAAGUGCAUUUUCUUGGUGUUUGACAAUACUCUGCUUAUGAUAGUCAAAGCAUCAUCAUAAAACCCAACUGCAGUUUAAUGCGCUUGAUAGCAUUUUCACUUUUUCUAAUAUCUAAACUAGAUGUGUUCUACUGUAAUCUCAAGUGAAAUAGUGUAUGUAUUAAUGAUGGAGACGCCAGAAGCAUGAGUUUGUUUUUUGCUCUAAUGUGAAAAUGAACCACCUAAUUCAUUAAUUGGUGACAAUAAAAUCAUUUGAAUUAA
Messenger RNA from Onychostoma macrolepis, 4063 nucleotides. RefSeq names its product StAR-related lipid transfer (START) domain containing 7 (gene stard7). Bases 580 to 1782 code for a protein of 400 amino acids. NCBI's taxonomy places the organism in Eukaryota, Metazoa, Chordata, Actinopteri, Cypriniformes, Cyprinidae. Gene Ontology annotation, molecular function: lipid binding. The record is from RefSeq and is a predicted model, not a curated record. The transcript is spliced from 8 exons.